Molecule: messenger RNA, 780 nt
Organism: Danaus chrysippus (African queen)
Lineage: Eukaryota; Metazoa; Arthropoda; Insecta; Lepidoptera; Nymphalidae
Source: the annotation of a GenBank genome assembly
AUGGAUUUCACCGGCAAAGUAGUUUUAAUAACAGGCGCUGGUUCGGGAAUAGGAAAGGAAAUAGCUAUUCAUUUUGCAAAAUUAUCUGCUAAUUUAGUAUUAAUAAGUUCCAAUGUAGAUAAACUCACAAAAGUAAGCGAAGAAUGUAAGCAUUUAUCCAAUAGUAGAGUGCUUAUUUUGCCUUGUAAUUUACGACAAAUUCAUACUAUAAAAGAUGUUAUAUCUAACGCUAAAAAGGAGUUCGGCAGAAUAGAUGUAGUCGUUAAUUGUGCUGGAAUUGCAGCUAUAGAUGGAAUUACAAGCGUAGAUGUUUUAGAUAAAGUAGAUGAUGUACUUAAAGUUAAUUUCGAAGCUGCUGUAGCUAUUACACAUUCUGCUGUGGAUACACUAAUAGAAAGUAGAGGAUGUAUUAUUAAUAUUGGAAGCAUAAUGGGAACUAUGGUCGGUAAGUAUUCAAUAGCUUACAAUGUGUCUAAAGCCGUAUUAUUACAGUUCACGAAAUGUAUAGCUUUAGAACUAGCCGAUAAUGGUGUGAGAGUUAAUUGUAUAUCACCCGGAUCGGUGAAAACAAAUAUAAUAUCAGAUUUCAUACCAUCGGAACAACAAGAAAAUUUUUGGGACAGUUUAAUAGAUGAUUAUCCACUGAAACAUUUGCCUACAACCGACGAUAUUGCUAACAUGACAACGUUUUUGGCAAGCCACAAAGCUAAAAGUAUUACUGGUUGCGAUAUUAUUGUGGAUGGGGGAAAAACUCUAACGAAAUUUCUGCAUCAAUAUUGA